Molecule: messenger RNA, 459 nt
Organism: Gongylonema pulchrum
Lineage: Eukaryota; Metazoa; Nematoda; Chromadorea; Rhabditida; Gongylonematidae
Source: the annotation of a GenBank genome assembly
GCAUCCACUGGUGCUCAAGGACACUUUCCGCCCGAAGCUACUACAUCCGUUGAGGAUCUAAGGCACGGCAGAACGAAUGGAGGCGGUGGUGGUGGUGUUGACAUUCCCAUACGGAAAUUUGUCGCCAAAUUUGAUUAUGAUUCGCGACAGUUGAGCCCGAAUGUGGAUGCCGAACAGGUCGAGUUGUCAUUUCAUGCCGGUGAUGUGAUCACCGUGUACGGAGAAAUGGACGAGGAUGGCUUCUACAUGGGCGAACUAAACGGUAUUCGCGGGCUGGUACCAUCAAAUUUUCUUCACACCUCACCACCGAAUUCACUAUUGCCCUCACAAAUGCCCCCGCAACUGCAGCAGUCUUCGCAAGCAGUGCCUCCAAUCACAAUCCCGGUUCCAGAGCAGCAGGCGAAGUCGAGGGGCGUCGUCUUUCAAGAGAAUGCGAGGAAGGUAACAACAACGUCUUAG